AUGAAUACUAAAAUAACUUUGCGUAAUUCAAAACAAAAUAGCUUUCUAAAUUCAUUCUAAACUACGCAUAGACAUACAUUAUCCUAAGGUUUAGAAUUAAAGAUUGAGUCCCCUACAAAUAGAGAAACUUCUGGAUUAACUUCUUUUUAAUCUUUGAAAUCUUCAUCAAUGCACCUUAAAAAAUUAGUUAAAUCUCCAACUACUUAAUUAAAAUCUGCAAGAUUAUUUGAUUUAAGUGAUAAUUUUUUGAAUAAAAGGACUUCAAUAGUAAAAAUGAUGCAAACAUUUUCAAAUAAUUAUGAAAUUAUAUAGUAAUCAGAACCUUUAGAAAAUAUUGAUUUAUAAAAACUAUUUCCAGUAGAAGAAUAAAAGAAAUUAUAAAAUAAUGAAAUUGUUCCUGAUGGAUCAAAGUUAAGAAUAUUUGAACUUAAAUAAGAUAGCAAUAAUUGGAUCUAAAUUAAUAGAUUUAGAUUUCAUUACUUUUCAAUUAAAAUUUAAGGUUAGGAAUCACCAGUAUAAGUUUAUGUUAAAUGUGAUUAAUUAAGAUUGCUUAAUUAUCGAAUGUAUAUAUCUACAGCUGCUUCAUUUCCAACAAAAUUUAAUUGUGAAGCUGUUGUAUAAUCUAAAUAUUUUAAAUAUUAAGAUAAAAAGCAUAAUGAUAAAUUUUUAGAUAAAUAUCUAUAUAUAGCAAUCUAUUCUGAAGAAGAUUGUGAUAUUUCUGUAUCAUUUUUAUAUGGAAACAAAUUUAUCAAAAAAAUUAAACCAAAAAGAGAAAAACCAAAUUAUGAUAAAUAUAAAUAUUGGUGGUAGUAAUCUAAAUUUGAUAUGAGUUAUGAAACUGACAAAAUAAACAAUAAUCUUGAUACCAGAUAAUACUCUAGAGAAGCAAGAAAGGAAAAAUUAAUAUAAUCAUAAGAUUAAUUAGAUAUAAGAAUGAAAAAUGCAAUGAAUAAAAAAAAGGAAUUAUGUGAAGAUAAAAAAAUGGAUUUGUUGUCUAAAUAUUAAGCUAGUGAAGCUUUAAAAGAAAUUAGAAAUUAAUAAAAAUUUUAAUAAAGAAUCAGAUAAGCUUUAGCAAAAUUUUAAAUCAGUUGGUUUGAUGUAUUUUUACUUAUACAUUUAGCUGAAAAUAUGAAAGAUAUGUUAGAUGUAUUUUAGUUGAUAUCCUAUCUAGGAAGCAAAAAAAAGAACAAAAUAUCUUGCGAAAGGAAGACUAAUUGUUUGGAAAUACAGAACAACAACUAUGAUUAAAAUAAAAGAAAGUGGAUAAACAGUUGAUUAAAGAAAUUUAUUUAAAUUAUGUAUGGCAAUGUGUAUGUUUGCAUUUCAUAAUAAAAAGAGAAUAAAGACUGAAUUGUCAAAAGUAUUAAGAUACUUUUUAAAUCUAACUCAUUAAUAUUGUCAUUUUAUUUAGAAACAUCAAGAGUUAACAACCAAAGGUAUGCUGUAAUUAAUUUCUAGUAAAUUAUGUUAAAAGAGUAUUUAAAAAUUUAAAAUAAAAAGAAAAAGCUUAUAAGGAUAGAUUAUGGAGGAUUCUUAAUAAAUAUGCCUAAGAAAUUCUUCAUUCUUUGGGAGCACAUUUUAGUAAUCCUAAAAAGAGAACAUACAUAGUUGAUAGGUAAUUAAUUUAAUUAUCAAGAGCUCAGCACUAAUAAAAGCUAUGGAAGAUUUUCUAUCAUUAAAAAAAAGAAAAUGUUAACAAUUUAUUUAAAGUUAUGUUAGGGAAAAAGAUUUAAAAUAAGUAAACUUAUGUUUUAUUUUUAAAAUAAGAAAGUUGUUGACCUUGCCUUAAAUAUGAUGCAACCAGAAAUGUUUGAUACUCCUUCAUAUGACGAUCUGUAUGGAAUAUUUCGCACUUAUGUUUAGUUCAAAAAAAUAACAUCUCAACACUCUUCAACAUAAUCAUAAUAGCUGAAAUCUUAAUAAUAAUAAUAAUAAUAAUUAUAAUUAUAAUAAUAAUAAUAAUAAUAAUGA
Molecule: messenger RNA, 1971 nt
Organism: Paramecium sonneborni
Lineage: Eukaryota; Ciliophora; Oligohymenophorea; Peniculida; Parameciidae
Source: the annotation of a GenBank genome assembly